Molecule: messenger RNA, 846 nt
Organism: Fusarium proliferatum ET1
Lineage: Eukaryota; Fungi; Ascomycota; Sordariomycetes; Hypocreales; Nectriaceae
Exons: 2
Coding region: 1-846 (281 amino acids)
Source: RefSeq, a predicted model, not a curated record
AUGGCGAUGCGCAACUUCAAAUAUCGGCGGCGCAUCAAGAUGUGCAUUUUGAAUUACAAAGAAUACCGACGAGAAUACUCAAUAUUUUCCGGUAUUGAAUAUGACGAGACAGCGCUAGAUGCUGCUGUCUAUCCGGAAUGGGUUCAAUCAUUUGUCAACGCCCCUCAGGAACCUCAUGGCGACUCAUCACUCUGUAGUGUCUGUAGUGAUUUACAGCAGACGAUCGAUCCUCAUGACCUUUGCGGCUCUUUUUCUUUUCAUUUCAACCCCCCUCAGGAUCCAUACGACGACCCGCAACCACUUUGCAUUGAGCCAUUGGAUGCAGUUAGUCCCCGGAAUCCGGACGGUGUUUUACAGGCACAACCCGAACCAUUUUCUCUUCACCAAAGGUCCCGCGAGGGAGAGACACAUGAGUCUCUUCCACGCCGGCAACGUUCAGAACCACUACAACGCUCAUUAUCGGUCUCACCGGGGCAUAAUGCUGCCUCUUCGCAACCAGCUCGGUACCACAACAUGUCUUGUUCUAUUUCUUGCUUUCCUAAACCUAAAAUUCUCCAUUGCACGGAAGAAGCUUGCAAGGGUGUGUUCUUCAAGGACGAAAGGACCCUGAGGCGGCAUCUAUACACCAAACAUUCUGGUGCCUUUUAUGUCUGCCGGUGUGGAUAUUCUAAUGGGAGAAUAGACACUUACCGGAAUCAUAUAAGCAAAGAUAAAUGCAGUAGUGAACAGCCAUACACAUGCAAAUGUGGUUAUGCCACUUACGAUCUUACCGAACAACAAAGUCAUUUAGAUAGUCAUCCGAAAGGGAAGCCAGGAAGACCUACAAAGGAGAACACUGGUCAGUGA